Messenger RNA from Mugil cephalus (flathead mullet), 806 nucleotides. It is a transcript of the gene lyrm7, whose product is annotated as LYR motif containing 7. Lineage: Eukaryota; Metazoa; Chordata; Actinopteri; Mugiliformes; Mugilidae. Gene Ontology annotation, biological process: mitochondrial respiratory chain complex III assembly. The transcript has 5 exons. The record is from RefSeq and is a predicted model, not a curated record. Bases 65 to 373 code for a protein of 102 amino acids.
CUGAAUGCUGAUUGGUUCUCGCGGUUACGUCACACCAAAUGCCGGAAGUUAACAAGGAGUCAACAUGGGGUCUCGUUUGAAGGUCCUAGAAGUGUUUAAAAGGCUCCACAGAACAAGGAUGACGGUAUUCAAGGAUGAUAACAGAGCGCUGACAGCUGCAAGAUUAAAAAUCAACGAGGAGUUCCGAAAAAACAAACAUGAAACGUCAGAAGAAAACAUUCAGCAGAUGAUCAAAAUGGGCUCAGAUGUAGAAACCAUUCUUCGGCAGAAUGUGCUACAAUUGGAACACGUAGGAGAAAACAAACUCUUGCUUCGACCCAGAGAGAGUCUACUACUAGAAAACGUACCCUAUUGUGACCAACCCAGGAAAUAGCCAUGAUACACCAUCUCAUUUUAUCCUGUUCAUCAGGAAAACUCAUACAUAUGAUUUGAUCAACCAUCAUACUGCGAUUUAAAGCAUUCAUUAACACAGCACAGAUGUUUCAGAUGCAAAAAAGCUUCAAUAAAUCUGAGCUGUAAACUUCAUGCUGUAAUUUCCUGUACAUUAUUUUUUGUUGACAUGUUCUGUAAUAAUUAAUGCAAUUUGUUUUCUGUCUACAUUUUGAGUCAUACUUGAUUCAACCUAAGGAAUCGCAAUAUUUCACUUAUGAAAUAAAUAUUUUUGAUUCACAGAGAGUAUUCUUUGAAAGUCCCAUACUGAAUCUGCUGUCAAGCUCACUGAUCAUAUUCUAAUAGCUUGAUAUGUUGCAUUUGCCCAUGAGUGUGAAAUGUAUCAAUAAUAAAGUUGUGACUCUUCACAGGUUAAA